Molecule: messenger RNA, 7631 nt
Organism: Chara braunii
Lineage: Eukaryota; Viridiplantae; Streptophyta; Charophyceae; Charales; Characeae
Source: the annotation of a GenBank genome assembly
GUCUACGUGGUGAGGAGUGGAAUCAUCCUGAUUGUGCACCUAUCACCAUGGUUGAGACCCGUACUGGGUGAGAGACUAAUCCCUAUAGUCAGGASCAGCAAGAAAAGAUGGCCGCCUUAGUCAGAGAGAACAGGGAGAGGAAAAAGCGUGAGAAGCAAGCGAAGCUAAAGGCUAUCGCAGACGAACAGGCGGCGAAGAUGAAGAGAUUGGAGGAGGAGAUGAAGAAAGUACAACAAGAGGAGGAAGAAAGAAGAAAAGCUGCUGAAGCCGAAGCGGCAGCAGAAGAAGAGAAAGAGAGGAUGAGGAUUGAGAGUGGAGAAGGGAGUAGUGGUGGCACGAUGAAGUGGGAGGCAGAUACUGAGCUGGAGAAGAAGAUCAGCGAGUGGGUCGCUAAUUUAUCGUUGGGGGAAGACGAGGAGGCGGAGUCAUAUGUGACUAAGGAUGAGAAGGCUGCGUUGGCCGCUGAGCUAGCAGCCAUGACAGACCCGAUGGAACGAAGAGAGAGGAAAGACGAGCAAAAGUUAGCAUGGAAGUUGAGAAUGAAGAGGGAGAAGAAGAGGAGGAAAGAGGAAGUGAAUAAGAUGACCGCAGCAGUGGCAAAGGUGCAGGAGUGUAGAGCGGAGGAUGUAGCGUUGAGUGCCAUGUGGUCCGGGUUCAGGGAUUUUGCGCGCGAAAUCGUCACCCACAUUGGGGGCGAAGUCAAGCAAUUGAGAGAUAAUGUAGGGAAGUUUUGUGAGGGCGCCAUUCAGGGUGCCAAAGCUGUAGCCGCUGUAUGGGGAGAGGCCAAACCCCGUAAGGACCCACUGAAACUCAAGUUCCCAGAUGCGUACGGGGGAAAGAAGGAAGAGAACUUUGACAAYUGGGAAGCCAAUGUCAACAGUUAUAUUUACUUGCAACAUAUCCUAACAGAGAAGCAAGUCCUCGUGGCCUUCCAGGCCCUGAAGGACGAAGCGGCUAGCUUCRCCAGGUCWCUCGCGCGUACAGCCGGUUGUGAAAACAACCUGGUUGCAUAUUCCAAAGUCACUCCUYUUUCCCAAUUCCUCAAGCUCCUCAAGGAGCGGUUCGCUGACCCAACGCGAGGCAUUAGAGCCUCCGAUAAGCUCCAAACGAUCCACUCCCGACAGUGGAGGAGUGCCAAGGCACUCAAGGGUACCAUGGACGACUUGGUAGCCGUCCCGGACCACGGGGUCACUGAGCCCCAGCUGGUCCAGUUGUUUUAUCGUGCCAUUCAAGAGGCCCUAUGCGGGCAUUUCUUUGACAAAUCUCAGCAGCCCGGCAUGACUUACGAUGUAUUGAGUAGAGAAGUUGUCCUGUAUGAGUCGAAGUCUAUGCCAAUUACCACUUUCUGGCAUAAGGACUUGGAGAAGGGGAAGAAGUGGAAAGAUCGUACCAUCUCGGGAAUUUCUUUUGCCCGAAAUCGUCUCUAUGAUAAACCAAUGACUUUGAUAGGCCAAGUCAAGGCCAAGGAUCACUUGAUCCUGACAUUAGAGGAGGGUGGUACAGAAGAGGUCCCAUAUGAUCAGAUUGAGUGGGGCCUAGGGGAGGAGUACAGUUGUGUAGGGCAGGGGAGGUCUUACGCUGUUGUCGCAGCUAGAGGGAGGCCGCAAGGUAGAGGAGGAGGCCAGGGCCAAAGGGGCCAGGCCAUGGGAGGCCGAGGACCGGGCGCACAGGGGGUUGGCGGACAGGGAAACCGCCAAGCGGGAGGUGUGGCAAAAGAAUUAAAGGAGAGGAUGCCAGCCAGGGCCAAAAUGAAGAAGGAGAGUAAAGGACAACUGAUUUUGGUAGAUGUAGAGGUGUUUAGGAGUAGGGUAGGGGCCCUUAUAGACUCAGGGGCUACCUGUAGUUAUAUCAGCCGUAGGGCGCUGAAGAAGCUGAGGCGAGGACUAAAGGUUCAAAAGUUAAUAGACCCUAUAGUCAGUGUUCUCGCAGACAACCGCACAAUGCGCGUUGAGGACUAUGUAGAGGGAGUCCAGGCGUACUUUCGCCUAGAGAAGGAUGGGAAGGUGGAGAAAGUUCUCCAUUCCCUAACUCUCCUCGUACAAGAUGACCUUCCUUUCGAUGUAGUGUUAGGAAUGGAUUGGGGAGAGGUAGCGGGGGCCACACUCCAUCUGAGAGAUCAUGAGUGUAGGCUCCCUGGUCGGUCAGGCGAAGUGAAGACUGCUCGCUUGUUCCAUGCGUCCGGUGUAGAUAACACCUUGGCGCAUUGCUGUCUCAGUGCUCCCGCGUUCGCGCGAUUAGUAAGAAAGGAGAAGUUAGAGGAACAGGUCUUUGUGGUGUAUGUUAGACCUGUCACUGAGGGCCAGAAGAAGGAUAACUUCACAGACCCAACAAUUGCCAAGCUGCUGGAGGAGUUCAAAGAUUUGACUGAGUCGCCGACAGGAGUAGUGCCGCGAUCCAUCCAGCAUAGGAUAGAGAUAGAGCCUGGCAGUAGAACACCUAAGGGUGCAGUCUACAGGAUGUCCCCUAGACAGUUAGAGGAGUUUCGCAAGCAGUUAGACGAACUCCUUGAGAAAGGGUGGAUCAGGCCCAGUUCGUCUCCUUUUGGAGCACCCAUUUUGUUUGUCCCCAAGAAGGAAGGAGAGCUGAGAAUGUGUAUAGACUAUAGGGGAUUAAAUGCGAUCAUCGUGAAGAAUGUUGAGCCGCUGCCCAGGAUAGACGAUCUUUUAGAUCGGGUGCAGGGUUGUGAGCCGGUGAAAAUGUCACCGGAGAUAGAGGGAGUAGUCGCUAAGUACCCUGAUCUAUUUGAAGAGCCGACAGGGGUUGUUGAGAGGGAGGUCGUCCACGCGAUAGAGAAUAUCCCAGGGUCUAGCAUCCCAAAGGGUAGGAUCUAUCGGAUGUCUCCAGGCGAGCUUGAUGAGCUUCGCCGACAACUCAAGGAACUCAUAGAAAAGGGUUGGAUCCGGCCGAGUGUUUCUCCUUAUGGGUCUCCAGUCCUAUUUGUACCCAAGAAGAAGGAAGGAACACUUAGGAUGUGCAUUGACUACAGGGGCCUCAAUGCCAUCACUGUCAAGAACAGAGAGCCCCUACCGCGCAUCGAUGAUCUGUUAGAUAGAGUGCAAGGGUGUCGGUACUUCAGUAAAAUAAAUUUGAAGUCCGGGUACCAUCAGAUUGCAAUCCGGCCCGAGGAUCAACACAAAACCGCUUUUCAGACCAGGUACGGUCUGUACGAGUUUGUGAUGAUGCCUUUUGGCCUUUGCAAUGCUCCUGGCACCUUUCAACACGCUAUGAAUCGGAUAUUUCAUGACUACUUGGAUAAGUUUGUCAUCGUGUACCUCGAUGACAUACUUAUUUUUAGUAAAACUGUCGAGGAGCACGUUGUGCAUUUGGACAAAGUCCUUAGUCUGCUGCGACAGCACACGUUCAAGAUUAAUGGUGAGAAGUGCGAGUUUGGCCGCACCCGUGUUUUGUACUUGGGUCAUGAGAUUUCCGCGGAGGGAUUAAAGCCCGAUGACGCGAAGGUGGCCAGCAUUCGUGCGCUGAUCACUGAGUUCAAUCUUACGGACGAUGUUACUCGCUCUUUGGUGGAAGCCUAUCGUGAGGACCAAUUCAUGUUUGAGAUCGUACGCAGACUUGAGGCGAAGGAUAAGAAGACUUCUGCCGAGUUUGAGAUGGUCAACGGCUUGCUGUUCCUAGAGAAGGCAGGGAAUAAACGAUUGUGUGUCCCGAAUAGAGAGUCUUUGCGUACUUUAUUUUUAGGUGAGUGUCAUGAUGCCACCGGCCAUUUUGGCUAUAAAAAGACAGCAACCAAUCUGCUGCAGCGGUUCUGGUGGCCCACGAUGAUGCGAGAUGCCCAGCUGUAUGUGGAGACUUGUCAGGUCUGUCAGAGGGACAAGCCACGUACUCAAGCUCCUCUUGGUCUCCUGAAGCUUCUUCCAAUUCCAGAAAGGCCUGGUGAAAGUUUGUCCAUGGACUUCAUGGAUAAGCUGGUAACCAGCAAGAGCGGGAUGAGACAUAUCUUCGUCAUCGUGGAUAAAUUUAGUAAGUAUGCUAGGUUGAUAGCCAUAGAGACUACAAAGACCGAGCACGUAAUCAGACUCUUCAAGGAAAACUGGGUUAGGGAUUUUGGUCUGCCGAAGUCCAUCGUGAGUGACAGGGAUGUCCGAUUCACCAGUGAGUUGUGGAAGGCCACUGCUGCUGAACAGGGAACACAGUUGCAGAUGACCUUUGGGAAUCACCCAGAGGCCAAUGGCCAAGCCGAGCAACUGAACCGCGUUGUACAACACCUGCUGCGGCAUUACAUCAAGCCCAAUCAGGUGGACUGGGAUGAGACUUUUGCUCUCAUCGCCAGCCUAUACGACUUCAUGCAAGGCACUCUAGACCAGAUCCUGGAUGUUUUGACAAGGCCAGGAUUCAGGCCACCAGCACAAUCGCCGUUGCCGUUAUCGGCGAUGACAGGCCCCUUUCUAGUUCAAGCUGGUACACAGCGAAGUGGUACGUCUGCAGCAAUCGCACAGAUUGUUGCAUCUUCUUCUUCGGGUCCAGUGGUGGGAGCUACACCACCGCAACAACCUGUUCAACAAUCUGGACAGCCGCAGGGUCAAUGGUAUCCUAAGACCCCAAUGAAACCGCCUCUUGCCUUCUCAGGCGAGAGAAAGGACGAAGAACUCAACACAUGGUUGAGGACCGUCCCGGUUUGGGUGAAGGCAAAGAGGACCUUGCCUGAGGAUGAAGUGGUAAUUGCUGCAUCUUACCUCGAAGGUAAGGCAGCCAAAUGGCUAGAUGGUGUAGUUGUGAAGGCAGGGUACGGGCGACGCAUGGAGGACUGGGCUAAGUCAUUAACGUUAGACCAGUUCAUGGAAAUGGUAGAAGCUCGAUGGCAUAAUCCACAGGAGGCACAAAGAGUCACUAAUGCGAUUAACAAACUGGACCAACGAAAGUUCAAGUCGGUCAGAGACCUUACGACUACCGUCGAGAGCCUGAUCCUCGUCCCUGGCAUCAACUAUAGUGACCAGUUCCUGUUAACAACCUUUGUUAGAUGUCUUCCUGAGAACAUCAGGAACUUGCUGGCCAGCGAGGCACGCCUCGAGUACCAUUCAUUUGAGACAUUGUCUAGGAAAGCCUUAGAUUUAGAGGCCACACUAGGCAAUGCUCAACCCACUCAGAACGACACGAAGAAGAAGAAGAGUCCUCAGGAGUGGAAGAAGAAGGGGGCUAAGUUGAUGAUGGUGGAGUCCGAUGGGACCCAAACUGAAAUCGACGAGCUCACUGACCUGAUGGACUAUACAGAGUUUGACGGCGAGGAGGUAGCUGAGGGUAACACCCUCGCCGCGGUAGUUAAGACUAAGGCAGGUGGCCGAGGGAAGGGCCAACCUAGGAGUCAAGGGAAGGCCGCCUCCAAUCAGUCCAAAGUGGUUGAAUGGGUAAAGGCAGGUCUUGAUCAAGACGUGUGGCGUGACCGCCGAGUGCGUGGCGCUUGUAUCAAUUGCGGGGAAUACGGACACUCGCAGUACAAGAGCCAGAAUGCAAAGCUUAAGGAGCUGACAGAAAAGGGAUGGAUUCGGCCUAGUACUUCCCCUUACGGAUCUCCCGUGCUAUUCGUACCGAAGAAGGGGGGUAAAUUGAGGAUGUGCAUUGACUAUAGAGGCCUCAAUGCCAUCACUGUGAAGAACGCAGAGCCUCUACCUCGCAUAGACGACCUAUUGGAUAGGGUGCAGGGAUGCAAGUACUAUAGCAAGAUAGACUUGAAAUUCGGCUAUUAUCAGAUCGCUAUAAGGCCAGAGGACCAACACAAGACAGCUUUUCAGACUCGUUACGGUCUGUAUGAGUUUGUAGUGAUGCCUUUUGGUCUUUGUAACGCGCCAGGAACAUUUCAGCACGCUAUGAAUCGGAUCUUCCAUGACCAUUUAGAUAAGUUUACCGUGGUCUCCCUAGACGACAUAGAGAUGUUUAGUAAGUCUGCCGAGGAGCACGCACAGCAUAUUGAGACAGUUCUCUCACUCCUGCGACAGCACAAGUAUAAGGUCAACUUAGAGAAGUGUGAGUUUGGUCGCACUAAGAUACUAUACUUGGGUCAUGRAGUAUCCGCGGAAGGGAUUAGGCCGGAAGAUGCGAAGGUGGCUAGUGUUCGAGACUGCCCACGACCUAAAACAGUCACUGAGGUCAGAUCAUUCUUAGGAAUGUGCGGCUACUAUAGGAACUUCGUAAAGAACUAUUCUACAAUCACCUCUCCAUUGACUGAUCUAACUCGACUUGACACACCGUGGGACUGGAGUGAUGAGUGCGAGGGUGCUUUCAAGAGAUUGAAGCAUGCACUCAUGAAUCAUGAGGUCCUCAUGGUUCCCGAUCCUCAGAAGCCAUUCAUAGUGACCACUGACGCAAGCCAAUACGGCAUAGGCGCAGUGCUGGCUCAGCAGGAUGGGAAAAAGUUGAGACUGACUGAGUAUAUGAGCAAGAAGAUGCCAUCGAAGAAGUUGGCAAAGUCCACCUACGAAAGGGAACUCUAUGCUUUAUACAAAGCACUUGUCCAUUGGAGACACUUCCUAUUGGGAAGGUUCUUCUACUUGAGGACUGAUCAUCAGACCCUCAAAUGGAUCAAGACUCAACCGGCUCUUUCUAACGCACUCAAGCGAUGGAUUGAGGUCAUAGACCAAUAUGACUUCAAGAUUGAGUAUCUGAAGGGAGAGUAUAACAAGGUUGCUGAUGCGCUAUCACGUAGAGCAAACUACCUAGGUGCGCUAGUUUCUGACUUUGGCGUAUCUGAAGAAGUAACUCAAUCAUUGGUGGGAGCCUAUCAGGAAGACCCUAUCACAAUGGACAUCAUGCGCAAACUUCAGGCUAAAGACAAGGCCACAGAAAGUGAGUUUGUGAUAGUGGACGGGUUACUCUAUCUCGAUAAGGCCGGAAUAAAAAGAUUAGUAGUUCCAUCUAGUGAGCGAUUGCGUAGUUUGUUUUUAGGCGAAUGCCAUGACGCAACUGGGCAAUUUGGCUACAAGAAGACGAGUGCUAACCUAGUACAGCGAUUUUGGUGGCCAGGAAUGUUCGAUGACGCAAAGAAGUACGUAGAGACCUGUCAGGUCUGUCAGCGGGACAAGCCGCGAACUCAAGCACCGCUUGGGUUAUUGAAGCCGUUACCUAUUCCUGAUGGUCCAGGAUUGAGUGUUUCCAUGGAUUUCAUGGACACUCUUGUGACCAGCAAGAGUGGUAAGAGGCACAUUUUCGUCAUCAUUGACCGAUUCACCAAGUACGCUAGACUAGUGGCUAUGCCAGAGACCGCAAGAACCGACUAUGUCAUCAAGUUGUUCAAAGACAACUGGGUGCGUGACUUUGGUUUACCAAAAUCAAUCGUUAGUGACCGAGAUGUCCGAUUCACAAGUGAGUCGUGGAAGAAGACUGCAAAACAGAUGGGCAAUUAACUUCAGAUGACUUCAGGGAAUCAUCCCGAAGCCAACGGACAAGCCGAGCAAAUGAACAGAGUUGUACAGCACUUGCUGAGGCAUUACAUCAAGCCCAGUCAGGAUGAUUGGGAUGAGCAGUUACCUCUCAUCGCCAGCCUGUACAACAAUGUUGUCCACAGCAGUACCGGCGUUAGUCCUAAUCAACUUCACUUGGGAUGGAAGCCUAGAUCAGCAUUAGACUUCCUCCAACCAAUCAAGGUUGUCAAUGCAAAGCUAUAGUAAAGGUGCACGGGGUCU